GAGAGAGAGAGAGAGAGAGAGAGAGAGAGAGAGAGAGAGAGAGAGAGAAAAGAGAGUGAAGAGAGAGACUGUAACUGGAGUAGGCUCUUCUGGGCAGCAGCACACCUCCGUCGUUCCCUCUACGGACAUCCUCUGGCUGGCUGUGUGCGGGCCACCCUUCCAACGGGAGCUGACUCCGCGAGGGAUCUGUGUUAAGUGUGAAUGACAGAGUGUGUGUACAUCAGCGAAGCGGAGCGCAAGUCCGCGGCAUGGAUCGAGCUCGGCUCUACAUUGCUCAAGAUGGUUGUGCCACCCAUGGGUGAAGCUAUGCCCAGCUCAGUUCCGGACUAUACUCAAACCACAUGAUCCCCAGGAAGCCCUGGCACGACCUUCCAGCAAGAUGGGAAAUGCGUCGGAAACAUCUUUGUUUGUGUCCACCAUAUCUAAAGAGAACGACAUCCUCAUGGGAACCAUCUAUACUAUCUUUGGUGUCCUCUCUAUGGUGGGGAAUGGCAUCCUGCUGUUUGUGGCCUAUCGCAAGAAGUCCUCCUUGAAGCCAGCUGAGUUUUUUGUGGUGAACCUCUCCAUCAGCGACCUUGGUAUGACCAUCACUCUGUUCCCCAUGGCCAUCCCCUCAGCAUUCUCUCACAGGUGGCUGUACAACGAGGUGACGUGUUUGGGAUAUGCCUUCUGCGGCGUCGUCUUCGGUCUGGCCAGCCUCUCCAACCUGACUGUGCUGUCAUCCGUGUGCUGGCUCAAGGUCUGCUGUCCCAACUACGGCAGCAAGUUUUCCACCAGCCACGCCUGCCUCCUGGUGGUGGGAGUGUGGUGCUACGCCUCCAUCUUUGCCGUGGGGCCCCUGAGCGGCUGGGGCCAGUACGGCCCGGAGCCCUACGGCACGGCCUGCUGCAUCGACUGGGAGGCCCCGGGACACAGCAUGGCCGCCAUGAGCUACAUCAUCUGCCUCUUCCUCUUCUGCUACAUCGUGCCCUGCACCAUCAUCUUCCUCUCCUACAUCUUCAUCCUCCUCACCGUCAGGGGGUCCCGCCAGGCCGUGCAGCAACACAUGUCCCCCCAGAACAAGAUUUCCAACGCGCACACACUCAUCGUCAAGCUCUCCGUGGCAGUGUGUAUCGGCUUCCUGACGGCGUGGAGCCCCUAUGCGUUUGUCGCCAUGUGGGCAGCGUUCGGUAAACGCUUCAACGUGCCCCCCAUGGCCUUUGCCUGGGCGGCCAUGUUUGCCAAAUCCUCCACCAUUUACAACCCCAUCAUCUACCUGUCCUUCAAGCCCAACUUCCGCAAGUCCCUCUGCAGAGACGUGGCUCACUGCAGACGGACGCUGUGCCUGUGUCUGUGCCGCCACAGCUCAGUCCAGUCCUACAAGGGCUCUCAAGGCAAUGACAAAGACCAGUGUCAAUCCACGAGGCUGUCCAACGGCCUUCCUGAGAACCACGGGUCUUGCAGGCACUGCCCGUGCCCAGAGGGAACCUCCGAGCCCCGGGGGAACUGCCAGGACUACACCCCCCAGAGGACCGCUCGGGUGCUCAUGGGGUCUACGCACAGCGAAGUGGCUGUCAGCCAGAUCUCCAACGAGAUGCAGAGUGACUUCCUAUAGACGGGCGCGGCUCGAGAUUAGGAGAAUAGAAAGAGAAGAGAAAAGCAGUUGGGGGGGAAACACGAGAAAAGUUGUAAGGUGGAAAAAAGACUAUGUUCCUUCAAAUACUGCCAAAAUAACACGUAUAACCACAAACUCCAAAGCAAAACUUUUGAUCAGGCAAACCAACCAUACAGUACUGUACCUUGUGAGUUGUCAGACAUGGGUCGGCAACAAAAAUCAUCCAUUAUGUUCAAGUGUUCACACUGACUGUAUGGCGUGAAAACCGUGAAUUCGGCGUCAGGGGAGUGGGUGGGGGAUGGGGUUGGUAAUGUAAGGGGGUACUAAAUGGUGUACACAUUAAGCUAAAUGCAGUGGCAGGUAAUGGGGGCCAUGUGCACCAUGUGAGACCAGCUCUUUUGUUCUGGUCGUACGUUGAAGUGGAUGUCAAUCAAUAUUAUCCUUGAUCAAGCAGCCAUGUUCAGAGCAGAUCUGCACCAAAUAAGCCCUGGUCACAAGGUCACACUCCAAACGCGUUAUGCCUACCGAGCGAAACGCCUUCUUAGUAACAAAGGUAGAAUGUACAAGCCAAUGGCCCACCGAAAAAUAAAACAAACCCCCCCAAAAACAGGUUUUAUGUGUUUGUGAGCACUUUACAAGCCUAAAGGCUCAUUAUUACAGGUGACAGACUAGUGAAACGUUCCGCACAUCAGCCUGUGGGCAAUUCAAUGAAACGGACACAUCAUGUGAACUUGGAACUUGGUCGACGAUGCAACGUAUGAUUUUGUUAUAUUUAUGAAAAAGGUAAAUGAAAACUAUAAGAUGUGGACAACAAUCAAUAAAAAGGGCAGAAAGGAUGGAAACAACAGAUCAGACGUGUGUGCCUGUGUACUUUGGGUGACCUAUGCAGGGACAGGACGAUUUCAUCUUCCUGCUCUAAUGAAAAUGCCUCAUAUUUGGUCAUCCCAGACAAAAACUGAUGGAAUACACAAUAAAGGAAAAUGAUACAAAUGAAGAUAAAAUAGUUGAACAAAUUAAAAAGUCAUCUUUAUUAGUCUAGUCUAGAAAAUAAUAUUAUACAGUACAAAUAAUGUGGUAUUAUUGAAAAUAUGUUUUCCUUUUUGAUCUCCCACCCCCCACCACUGUCAUUCUGGAGGUUUUUCUUGUCCAACCGCCCUUCUAGAAACUUCCAUGAAACAGAUUGAUGGCUCUGGUAAACAUGGAGGACGAGUGUGCUGACCUGCAGCGGGGGGCAAGUUUCUGGCUGGAUACACAAAUUAGCCUCUUCUUCCUUAGCCUGAAAACCAACUCGGAGCAAUCACGGAGCUUUUCACAGUACGGACAGGACAGCCAACUCACAGUGCUGUGUGUUUGUUUGUGUUAGUGUGUGCAUGUGUGCACAUGGGAUAUGAUGAGUUAAUUUGCAUAUGUGGAUGUUUCGCCUGCCCGUUUAUACUAAAUAGGCUUUCAUGUUGAUAUGUGUGCAAGUGAGAGCAGUUGAUACCCUUCUCCUCGGUCACAAACAAACCAACAGGGGGGAAAAUAAGCGAAACAAAUGUGCUGCAAGCUCUUGGAUAAGGAAGGAAAAAUGAGGAAGGAAAAAAACUGACGAGUGGAUUAAAAUAUUUGUUGUCUGUUUAUUGUAGGCAAUUUCAAACUGAGAAUGGACAUUUAGUACUAGCAUUUGCCGGGUAAGCAUAUUUUCGCUGAGAUGCAGAAGCCAUCUCAUAGUGUUAAAAGCCAUUUCCAACAGACUCGUUAACUAUCUUGUCAUAUUUGAGUAUUUAUUUAUUAUUCUUUUAUUGCCAUUACCUUACUUAGUCUGUCAAAAAAAAAAAACAGUCAGCAUAAAAGCCCAUCUACACAACAGUGUUCAGAUUCAGCAUUGUGUGCCGUUUACUGAAGGAGAACACAACCCUGCUGUUAUAUUUUGACACUAAGCAGCUAUAGAUCAUCUUGGCCUACCAAGAGCAAACGUUGUGAUCUGCUCUGCAACUGGCUGACUCAAUCUCUGACUUUGGAGCCCAGCGCAGCUUACUGACCUGCCCUUGGCCAGAGAGAGAGAGAGAGAGAGAGAGAGAGAGAGAGAGAGAGAGAGAGAGAGAGAGAGAGAGAGAGAGAAAGAGAGAGAGAAUGUACAUCAGGUCAUCAGGGUCUAUCUGAGGAAACACGGAAUGAAAAGAACCUGCAGUGUUACCUAGUUCAGAUAGCAUCGGGUCAGCCUCGCUGCCGAUUCGAUAGUUCUUAAGAUUGCCUCUGUCACCCUCUCAUUAUUCCCAUGGAAACACAGGGUAAAAAUACCCCUCCUCCCCCGUUCCCCCCCGGCCCCCAACCUUCUCCCCCCUCCCUUGGAGGCCAUGUAGGUGUUGAGGUCCCACAGGAAUGUCAAACAUCAACUUGACCUCCAGACCGGGUUCAUAGGUGAGCGGUAGUGUACAGAGUUUUAGUGGUCAUUGUGUUGGGACCCAGGGGCCCCUGUCACACCAAAUCUGAAUGUUAGCGUCCACGACAAACAGUGCCAAUGUACAGUCUGGGUUGAAGGGGGGAGGGGGGAAAAGAAGGAAAUACUCAACUUUACAUUGGACCUUUUAUUCAUUUGACGCUUUUAUCCAAAGUGACAACUUGACACCUUUAAAUAUCAGAUGUUUUUUUCUCCCUGCGUCUCCAGUUGUGUUGGUUGAGCCCACAACCUUGGAUAGAAAGGUGAUGGAGGUAUAAACCAGGAACCAUGACUGUGAAUUUAUGAUGUCUCUUUUCUAAUAUGUCAUUAAUCAUAGACUGCACAGUAUAUAUCUAUCCAUCUAUCUAUUUAUCUAUCUAUCACACCCUCAUGCCAUGGCAUCCAACCAGCACACAGAUAUAUGACGUCAGGGAUUUUCAAGGUUCGGUUUGCAUGUACUGUAUGUUGAUAUGUUUGUGUACAGAUGCUAUAUAUGCAGUAUAUUAACACAGCGGAAGAGAGAAAUGAUGUAUAUACCAGCCCAAUGCAUUCAUUUGGGGGCCCCAAACAUGUGUCCUUGGAAAGGGGUGUGUGUGUGUGGGGGGGGGGCUUCACAAACGACUGUCUAUUCCCAUCUGAAAAUCAUUUAGGCAGUAUUUGUAUUAAUGUGACAGUGCCAAUUUAAUACACCUCAUUCUGAUUCUCAGUGUUACGUCUCCAGGAGUUUAAAUCUAUUUUUCCAUAAUGAUUCACUUACUGUGAAGGAGAGAGAGUUAAAAGAGAGAAAGAGACAGAGAGACAUUUUCCUUUUAUUGAGCUUCAGGGUCAUUUGCCAAGGGCAAAAAAUAACAAAUUCUAAAAAACCUUUAUCCGCCUCAGUUUCUGAUUAAGGCCAGGCUCCAUUCAAUCAAAGUCGAAAAGCAAUUUCUCGAAAUGUGAUUUUUGUCAAAGCACAGUCCAUGACUGUCAUGUCUGGAGCUCUCGAAGGACCACAUGGGUCCAUUUAAGACAGUCUAGCAUGUGUUCGUUCCUUAUGCUGCACAGCCCGACAGGCAAUGCAAUGAUACUUAUACAAUGAUCACAUUGUAUAAGUCCUGAUAUGCAACUUUUCCAGCAUGAAUGUGACCAUCUUUAAGUUCUGAACUCUUUGAAGAGAAGGGGACAGUGUCCCAUUGAAAGCAUUCUGAGAUAAGUAAAAAAUAAAAAACAAUAGUUAGCUGCCUCCGCCCAUGUAGUACAAGAAGGUGCUGACGGUGUGAGAAACAACAUGGAAGAAUCCAAAACGUCUGAGAUCAUUCCUGACUGUACAGAACUUACCGUUCUAUAUUCAUCCAGCUCAAAACAAUUGAUUCCCAUCGCUUAGCGGUUUGAAAGAGUAGUCGAGAAGGGACUAAAGCCAUGUGAUCACAUUCAGAACAAUGCCCUGAAUCAGCAGAAACGUACGGCCGGGGAAUAUUCUCAGCCCUCUUCUUUUCUUUUUGCUCGGACUGAAUGGCGUGUUCAAUCUUCCAUCCCGCCGUCUACAUACAGACUAGCUAAUCCGCUGUCAUUGUUAGAUAUCUACAUGGGCACGGCUGGGAUUUGAAUCUCUCCACUGUAGCAGGCAAGUGGUAGAACUUCAGUUCAAACUCGAUCUGCACUCACAUUGCUCUGACUGAAUGGCCUGUCCUCGAGUGGUCUGUGAAUUGACGUCGCUACCGUUUGUGCUAAAGCGAGGGCCCUCCGCUCUUGACAAACACACACCAACAGUCUCCGCCCCCUACUUCCAAUGACACAACAUGAGGCUGCUUGUUGAUGUGAUGUAUAUAAAGUAUGUGGUUCUAUAUCAAGUAUAAGGUUUGAAAAAUAUUGAAAUAUUAAGAAUAUUGCUGUCAUAAUAACUAUCGUGUAACUUAAUAUCAUUAUUGUCAGUGAAGUUUCAGAUGCACUGUGAAAACAUGUUUACAUCCAAGAUUAAAAAAAUAAAACAUUUUAUU
Molecule: messenger RNA, 5989 nt
Organism: Hypomesus transpacificus
Lineage: Eukaryota; Metazoa; Chordata; Actinopteri; Osmeriformes; Osmeridae
Gene: opn7b
Product: opsin 7, group member b
Exons: 6
Coding region: 380-1594 (404 amino acids)
Biological process (GO): G protein-coupled receptor signaling pathway; visual perception
Cellular component (GO): membrane
Molecular function (GO): G protein-coupled receptor activity
Source: RefSeq, a predicted model, not a curated record